AAAUUUUGCAUGCAGGCCCAGAUUCUUCAGAUGAGAAAGAAAUGAAAGUGCAAAGCACCCUCCACUUGUAGGAUGCUAGGCUAAUCUGCGAAAACGUGCUAUCCUUUCUAUUCAUAUUACUGCCUCUCUAGGAAACUAUUUGUAACACAUAGGGCAGCAGAAAAAGCAGGUUACCUCUAGUUGGGGGUUUCCUCCUCCGCUCUUGUCAGUUUACUACAAGACUACAGCUGAGUUAAACCUUACCUUUUAGAAAGUUUCACUUGCUACCACAGCUCACGACUGCCAUCGCAAGAUCAGUGUGAGGCAGCACUCAGCCUGCUUUCCGUAUCACUCAUUGGGAACAAAGUACAGUUGGGUGCAGCAACUUGUAAGGCUCCUGAGAUGAAUGUUCAAGAACAAUUUUCCUCCUCUUCAUGCUAAGAAGAGAGUGACUCAUUGAAUUUCUCUCAGUCUCUUCUCCCUUUUCUUCCUCCCUGGUUUAGAUGACUGAGUGCCCUGUUGAAAAGUUAGUGCAGCAACUUAACUUCUUGACAGAAGACAGCCACAGAAGGAAAAGUCAUUGCAGGACCCGCGAGAGGCCACUAUGAGCAAUGUUGGAGAACCAGUGGGACCAGAACCAGCUAUUAUGAAUGAUGUACCAAAAAGAAAGAGGGGACGACCAAGGAAACAGCCACAGGAGACUUCUGACCCAUUGCCACCAAAGAAACCACGUGGAAGACCAAGAGGAAGCAAAAAGCUGAGUGCUGGUAAUGGACAGAUGUUGCAUGCUUCAGUUGAAAAAAGGCCCAGGGGAAGACCACGAAAAUGGCUUGUUGUUCAGGAAGAAGAACAUCGGGAAGACAGAGGCGACCCGAGUUGCAAUGUAUGCCCUGCCAAUGAAGGUACAUCUGGGAAAGGAUGCCACAGGACCAAGACGAAUGACUGAAUUCAGGAGAUCAUAGAGCACCUCCUUGGCUGUAGCUCAGCAGCAGCAUUCUGCUUGUUGAUUUGUCACUGAAGGAGUGGCAUUCUCAAUUUUGCCCAUGUAACCCAUACAAAAUGAAGCCUGUACUUGAUUUCUCCCUGUGUAUUCCCCACCAUCCCAGUUCUAUAAUUUUCUUACAAGGUUCACUUUUUAAAUGGUAGGCUUUGACUGAGAAGGGAUUCUGAGUUCUCACCUGCAUUUGUGUGAAAUAUAGCCCACAUGCUGUUCUUUUCAAACCUUUAUCCUCAGCUUUGUGCCUUGCGUUGUGUGGGGAAUGAUCGUGUUCCCAGAAUGCAAGGAUGUUGAGGAAACACAUUCUUAAGUAUGUUUGCUGAAAAUCCUUACUUAGAUUCCUUCCUUGAAAGUCUGCUUAGAUAAUUUUCUGCUCUGAUUUGAACCACAUAGAAAAUAACAUCUCUAAGGUUUUAUUUAAGCGAGUGUUAAAUAAGGACUCUGAGAGAGCAGGCUUCAAAUACCGUUCAGCCACGGGAACCCUCUGGAUUAUCUUUGGCAAUCACUUUCUCACAUCCUCAGAGAAAGGCUAUGACAAAUCUCAAAGCAAAACUUGCCAAGGAAACCCCAUUAUAGGUUCUCCUUUGCGUUGUUAUAAGUUGGAAAUGACUUGAAGUUGUACAGCAACCACAAUUGCAUAGCAUGAUGCAUUUAACUGUUCUUUCCCAGAUGAGCACCUGAAACCUAUCUAGGUUCUCUAAACCUUAAGUUAGAUCUUCAAGAGACUUUAAAUCAGUUUUAUCCAUGGGAUUUCUUGAAUUCUUCCUCUGCCCCUGCCUCCUAUGCAUAUCUGACUUCAGCAACUUUCUCUACUGGGAGAACCAUUGGUUAACUGUAAUGGGUGAUUGGUUUCAGCCAAUCUCAGAGUGUGAGCAAAGAACACUCUUGGCUUGGUUUGAGAUGUUUCUAGAGCGAACGUGAUGAAAAUUACACCUAUUACACCAUGCCCCAUUGAAAAACUGUAGAAAUGUGACAUAAUGCUACUUUAAGUAUUCUCAGUUUAUGUCAACACAGAAAGAUCCUUGCAGAACUGAACUGAAGGCCUUUUAAUAUAGCCUCUUUGGUUCCAGACUGGAUGAUUAAAUACCUCCGCAGACAUCUGUAAACAGGGCUUGAAGGUACAGUUGGUCUUACUUAUUCACAGAUUCAAUCAUUCAAGACUUGAAAAUGUUCAAAAAACAAGAGAAAAUCCCAAAUCCACUUGAUUUUGCCAUUUUAUAUAAGGGACACCAUUUUCUACAGUAGUGUAAAUCAUGGGACUUUACUAUCCACAGAUUUUGGUAUCCACAGAGUAUCUUGGAACCAAAUCCCAGAAGAUACCGAGGGACCACUGCACAUCAAUAAUCUGUUCCUUUCAUACACAUGGAUGUUGACCCCCUGAGCCUAUUUCUUUUAAAUUUGAAGUUUCCACAUAGCUAUCAUAUACAACAGAGUGAUCCUUAAAGAACUUAAAGAAUGGGAGGAAAUAAUAAAACAUAUGUUAGAUGCAAUUAAAGCCUCAGUUGCCCUAGGUUGGAAGGACCAAAAGAAAUGGGAUACAAAAACUUGGUACAAAUAUUUAGCCGACUACCUACUUCAAGACUAUAUUAGUGAAAGGAAAAGCUAUUAUAGGAUGGGCCAAACCAAAAAGACCUGGGAGGCAAAAUGGAAGGGCCUCAUUUCCAGAAUAAAGGGGAAAGAUAAAUAUAAGGAAUUAAAUAAGAUUAUUCUCAUGAUUGAACUGUUCCCGGGGGGGGGGGCAGGGGGAGGAAGGGAGAAAGAAAGAAAGAAAGAAAGAAAGAAAGAAAGAAAGAAAGAAAGAAAGAAAGAAAGAAAGAAAGAGAAAGAAAGAAAGAAA
Molecule: messenger RNA, 2813 nt
Organism: Anolis carolinensis (green anole)
Lineage: Eukaryota; Metazoa; Chordata; Lepidosauria; Squamata; Anolidae
Product: high mobility group protein HMGI-C
Exons: 6
Coding region: 584-925 (113 amino acids)
Biological process (GO): regulation of DNA-templated transcription
Cellular component (GO): nucleus; chromatin
Molecular function (GO): transcription coregulator activity; DNA binding
Source: RefSeq, a predicted model, not a curated record